Messenger RNA from Mytilus trossulus (common blue mussel), 1569 nucleotides. Its product is annotated as coatomer subunit epsilon-like. The record is from RefSeq and is a predicted model, not a curated record. Gene Ontology annotation, molecular function: protein binding; structural molecule activity. Lineage: Eukaryota; Metazoa; Mollusca; Bivalvia; Mytilida; Mytilidae. Gene Ontology annotation, cellular component: COPI vesicle coat. The transcript is spliced from 11 exons. The coding region runs from base 38 to 940 and encodes 300 amino acids. Gene Ontology annotation, biological process: intra-Golgi vesicle-mediated transport; retrograde vesicle-mediated transport, Golgi to endoplasmic reticulum; endoplasmic reticulum to Golgi vesicle-mediated transport.
UAUUGUCAUUUCCGACUUCCACAUCAUCGUUGCAAACAUGUCAAACACCGAUGUUGAUGAACUUUUCGAAAUAAGAACUGCAUUUUAUACUGGAAAUUAUCAGCUAUGUAUAAAUGAGGCACCUAAACUAAAGACAAAUAAUCCAACGUCAAAGGUAGAUAAAGAUGUGAUAAUGUACAGAGCAUACAUUGCACAAAGGAAAUAUGGAGUUGUUCUAGAUGGUAUAAAUGCAGCACAUCCUGACGAAAUGCAAGCUGUUAAGCUAUUUGCUGACUACCUGUCUAAUCAGUCAAAGAGAGAUUCUAUAGCCCGAGACUUAGACAGUAGAAUGAGUGCCAAUGUAGACAUCACUAACACAACAUUCCUGGUGAUGGCUGCUUCCAUAUACUUUCAUGAACAGAAUUAUGAUGCAGCUUUACGAGUACUGAAUCCCUCAGAUGCAUUGGAAUGCAUUGCUUUAGCAAUACAGAUUUUACUAAAAUUGGACAGAAUUGAUUUGGGGAGGAAAGAAUUAAAAAGAAUGCAAGAAAUAGAUGAAGACAGUGUAUUGACACAGCUGGCACAGGCUUGGUUUAAUUUAUCAGUGGGAGGUGACAAAUAUCAAGAUGCCUAUUAUAUCUUCCAAGAAAUGUCAGACAAACAUAACGCUACACCAUUAUUACUGAACGGUCAAGCAGCAUGUUAUAUGGCCCAAGGAAAGUUUGACGAUGCUGAAUCUGUAUUACAGGAAGCUAUGGAUAAGGAUUCCAACAACCCAGAAACAUUGAUAAACAUGAUCAUUCUCACACAACAUACAGGGAAAUCUAUUGAGAUCAGUAACAGAUAUUUAUCACAAUUAAAAGAUUCACACAGAAGUCAUCCAUUUGUUCAAGACUUAUUACAUAAGGAAAGUGAAUUUGACAGAAUAGCCAGAAACUAUUCCUCAUCAGUCACAGCAUGAUAAACAUUAACUUAUUAGGGAAAUGUAGGUUCACAUUAUUUAUUCGUUAUUCAUUUGGAAGGAGAACAAAGACAUGGAUUAUACAGCUGAUUUAUUGUCAUUUUUAAACAACAUUUAAACAAAAUUGACUGUUAACAUUAUUUGUAUUUUCAUAUCAUUAAGGUGUGCUUCAGAACAUUCUCUUUCAUGCUGACAGUAUUUUAAUUUUGCUUUUGGAUAACAAGUCUGUUAAGAUUUUACAUAAAAAUAUGAAAGAAUAUUCUGUAUUAUAGUGGGUUGGAUUUUGAAUAUGUACUUGAAACUCAACAUAGCAAAUUUUACUUUGCAUUUGAAACUUUGUUUUAAAUCUUUUGAAACUCAACAUAGCAAAUUUUACUUUGCUUUUGAAACUUUGUUUUAAAUCUUUUGAAACUCAACAUAGCAAAUUUUUCUUUGCAUUUGAAACUUUGUUUUAAAUCUUUUGAUAUUAGAAGAAACGUAAUGAUUUUCUAUAUUCAUAAUUUUGUUGUCAUGUAUGUUAUUAAUGUAAUUUAUUCAAACAAAAGAGCUGGUUGACAAGCUGUAUUAGUUGCAUACAUAAAUGUAAAUCAUAAUUAUGUCGGCAAUUUUGCAAAUAAAACUAAAAAGUG